ACCAGGGGGACACCAAAGAAAACAGUAGGUGUUAAUAUCCCAUUAGUGCAAAGUGUACAGACCGACAGUAUCGUUAAACCGUCAGGUGUCGCCCAUUCUUCUUCUACUGAAGUUAAAAUUAAUCAGCCACAAAUUGGUAUUGACACGACCCUCUGAAACAACGUCAUAUAGUCUGGUAGGGUUGGUGAUGCCUACGGCUUAAGAUUGCCUGUUUAUAUCAAAGUCAAGCCCCCCACGAUAACUACGGACUACUCGCGAUCCGCGGUCAUAAAGAGGGUAGAGGUUCGCGCGGUACCAUCAGUACCAUCGAACGCACGACUGUGCUCACACGCAUACAAUAUAGACAUAAAGUCAUGUUCGUGGUUACAGUACUAUCCGUAAUUGUGUUUGUGCUCAUGUUAACGUUAUGGGCCACAAAGAGGCAAAAAAAGAAAUCGAUCAAUCCAAUACCUGGACCUGAUCCAUUACCUGUCAUCGGUAGCCUUCAUUUGCUUGGAGAGCAUGAAACACCCUUUGAAGCAUUUACUGCCCUUAGCAAGAUUUAUGGUGAUAUCUUCAGUAUCACCAUGGGAUCGACCCCUUGUGUCGUGGUUAACAAUUUUGACCUUAUUAAGGAAGUGCUUAUUACUAAGGGCGGUGAUUUUGGAGGAAGACCUGAUUUUAUGCGGUUCCACAAGCUGUUUGGAGGAAACCGAAAUAAUUCUUUGGCUCUAUGCGAUUGGUCCGUUUUGCAAAAAACAAGAAGAAGCAUUGCGAGAACUUACUGCUCCCCGAGGUUUACUUCUCUUCAGUAUGCAGCUGUUAACACUGUUGGAUCCAACGAGCUAGAAGCAUUUAUGGGUGAACUUCAAAAGUUUCCUGUUAAUAAACCAGUGGAUAUCAAACCAGUUGUCUUGGGCGCCUGCGCUAAUAUGUUUAUGCAGUAUAUGUGCUCCACAAGGUUUUCCUAUGAAGAUAAAGACUUCAAAAAGUUAGUAAGAGAUUUUGACGAGAUCUUUUGGGAAAUUAACCAAGGUUACGCAGUAGACUUCUUGCCUUGGCUAUUGCCAAUGUAUAGUAAGCAUAUGAACAAACUGUCACAAUGGGCUGCAGACAUCCGAGAAUUUAUUCUAGCGAGGAUUGUCCAGGAUCAUAUUAAUACUUUGGAUUACCACGCGCCUCCAAGAGAUUUUACUGAUGCCUUGCUGAUUCACCUUCAAGAGGAUCCGAACAUGGAGUGGCAACACAUUAUUUUUGAGCUGGAAGAUUUUAUUGGUGGCCACUCGGCUAUUGGAAAUCUAGUUAUGAUGAUUCUAGCUUCAGUUGUCAAAUACCCACGGGUUGCCAAGAAGAUCCAAGAAGAAGUUGAUAAUGUUACCCAAGGGAAACGUUAUGUGAACAUGUUCGACAAGGCUGCUAUGCCUUAUACAGAAGCGGUUCUCUGGGAAACUUUGAGGAAAAGUUCUUCACCUAUUGUUCCACACGUAGCUACCACGGACACUGAAAUCCAAGGUUCCCCAAUCAAGCGGGGUACAAUGGUAUUUUUAAAUAACUACGAUUUGAAUCUUAGUGCACAAUAUUGGGACGAACCAGAGAAAUUCAUGCCUGAAAGAUUCCUUUCUAGUACAGGAAAUGUAGUAAAACCAGCACAUUUCAUCCCUUUUAGUACUGGGAAAAGAACUUGUAUUGGCCAACGUUUGGUGCAAUGUUUUAGUUUCAUUAUCGUAUCAACUCUUCUUCAGAAUUAUAAUUUAUCAGCAGCCUCAGAAGUUAAAUUAAAACCAGGUUGUGUAGCUGUUCCUCCAGAUUGUUUCAAACUCAUUUUAACACCAAGACAUAUAAAUCCGAAUUAGGUUGAACAUAUGUUUAGGUUGAAAUGAGUUGGUUGUCAGAGUGAUAUGAAACUAGCCCUAGCCAAGGCUAUAGAGAAUUUUAAAAGACUGGAGCAGCAGAGCCACAUCAUCUACUUUUAAGGAAACGUAAGAUAUAAAUAAUACGAUAAGCAUCACUGUUCACUGGUGGUGGUUUAAAUAUUCAUUAUUUAGACUACAACGCAUUACUAUUUAUUAUCAUUUAUUCAUUUUUGUACAUUAGUGGUGGGAUUUUUUUGUAAAAUAUCUUAUGGUGUUUUAUAUAGGGUUAUUUAUAAAGGUUGGUUCUGGGUAAAGAGGCAAUAUUUUGAUAGCAACUAUUUACAAGAGGUAUUGUGUAAAUGUUUUGUUGUAUUUAUUAGGAAUGAAUCUGGUAAGCUUUUAAUUUAUUUAAUGGGGAUUUUGGGUUUUAAAAAUAUAUUUUUUUAAAAACUGCUAAGUCAAAUUGUGCCUUGAUAUGUAUACAGUGGGCAGCUAAAGUAUGGAACAAACUUAUUUAAAUAUCGAGUUUUUUAGAACAAAUAUUCUGGUCUGGUAUACAGGGUCUAUUAAAAAGUAAAUUUGACGUAGGGAAUAGUAUUUUUUUUAAAUCAUAUUUUAGAUUUUACUUCAAAUUCUACUAAUGAAUAUUUAAUUCUUUUAGAAAUUUCAUAUUCUUUCUUAAUGUUUUAGUUUAAAAAAAAAUCUAAGGGUGUAAUAUCUGGAUAUAUUGCUGGUAGAAUUUGAUGCAGAAUUCAGAAUUGAGUUUUAAAAAUUCUCAUUAAAUAAAGUUAUUUUAGUGUUGCAUUUACUAGUUGACACACUCUGUAUAUAUUUUAUAAAAAUGUGGAAACAUAGAAAGGGUGUGUUUCAAAUUUUUCUAAAAUCAAUUCUUGAUUUUUAAUAUCGAAGGUGGAAGUAAAUAAUAGAAAAUUGGUUAAAUACUGGCAAAUUUGGGCAUUAAUUUUUUUAAUAUUUUCGAAAAAAAAAGCAAAAAAAAAUAUUUAUAUUUUAAAAAUUUGCUUUUAAUCAGGUCAGAAAAAAAAAUCCAAAAAAAACAGAUUUUUCCUGAAAUAUUCGAAAUUUACUAUUACUAUGUAAUUAUCGAAUAUGCGAGAAUUUUCUAUUGCUCUCGAAACCCUGUACACUCACUGUAUAUCAAUAAUUUAUAAUUUUUUGUCUGUUUUGUAAAUAAUUGGACUGUUAAAAUAAUGUCGAUUAAACUAUGUGAAUCCCCUGUGAUCUUUAGUUUUAAAGUAGAUAAUCCUUUAGAGGGAAGUCCUUAGGUGGAGAGUAGUUGACAUCUAUAAAUGAUCAGAAACACAAAAACGGAUUUCGAUGCUUUAUUUUUUCCAACAAUUCUCCACCUAAUAGAUAAUAAUUUUUGGUACAGUUUGCUUUUAAUUGGUCAUAGUUAAUACUGUAGAUAAUAUAGUAAUUGUGUAUAUUGUUCCUAUAAUUUAAAUUUUUAUUAAAAAAAUAUCUUAUUAGGCUAUUAUAAUAGAAUAUACAUAUAUAUUUUUUAAAUGCGUGGCUUUAAGACAUGCAGUGCAACUUAAAUGUAACAUAUUAUUGUAGAUAUGGUAGGCAUUUUAAAAAUUGUAAUUUUUUUAUUGUAAAUUAAAUUAUAUUUUUACUUUAUUAGUACACGUUU
Anthonomus grandis grandis is the source of this 3483-nucleotide messenger RNA. RefSeq names its product cytochrome P450 307a1-like. The transcript has 2 exons. Gene Ontology annotation, molecular function: heme binding; monooxygenase activity; iron ion binding. Bases 354 to 1832 code for a protein of 492 amino acids. The record is from RefSeq and is a predicted model, not a curated record. NCBI's taxonomy places the organism in Eukaryota, Metazoa, Arthropoda, Insecta, Coleoptera, Curculionidae.